AGAUUUGCCUCUACUGAAGCAGCCAAGGAAAACAAAGAAGAAAAGCCUGUUGAAGCCAUUUCUGCUGAAGAACAGGCCAUCAAUGAAUUGAAGGAAAAGCUCGAUGCUAAAGACAAAGAACUUGCCAACAUGAAGAACCACUACGCCAGAUCCAUUGCUGACUUCCGUAACUUGCAAGACACUACAAAGUUGGAAGUUCAAAAAGCUAAAGACUUUGCUUUGCAAAAGUUCGCCAAAGACUUGUUAGAGUCGUUGGAUAACUUCAGUUUGGCACUUGAGUCUGUCAAGGAAGAAACAUUGAAGACCAACGAAGAGGUCAAGAGCUUGUACGAAGGUGUCAACAUGACAAGAAACAUCUUUGAAAAGACUUUGAGCAGACACGGCAUAGAAAAGAUCGAUCCAAUUGGCCAACAAUUCGAUCCUAACCAGCACGAGGCAACCUUCCAAGUCCCACAACCAGACAAGGAACCCGGUACUGUUUUCCACGUACAACAGCACGGAUACACUUUGAACUCCAGAGUGUUGAGACCAGCCAAGGUCGGUUUGGUCAAGGGUGAGGAUAACUAA
Scheffersomyces stipitis CBS 6054 is the source of this 567-nucleotide messenger RNA. It is a transcript of the gene MGE1, whose product is annotated as Mge1p. The record is from RefSeq and is a predicted model, not a curated record. Gene Ontology annotation, cellular component: PAM complex, Tim23 associated import motor. NCBI's taxonomy places the organism in Eukaryota, Fungi, Ascomycota, Pichiomycetes, Serinales, Debaryomycetaceae. The annotation marks the transcript as partial. Gene Ontology annotation, biological process: protein folding; protein import into mitochondrial matrix. Gene Ontology annotation, molecular function: adenyl-nucleotide exchange factor activity; protein homodimerization activity; protein-folding chaperone binding. The transcript has 2 exons.